Molecule: messenger RNA, 2949 nt
Organism: Varanus komodoensis (Komodo dragon)
Lineage: Eukaryota; Metazoa; Chordata; Lepidosauria; Squamata; Varanidae
Product: pancreatic alpha-amylase-like
Exons: 10
Coding region: 1287-2846 (519 amino acids)
Biological process (GO): carbohydrate metabolic process
Molecular function (GO): alpha-amylase activity; cation binding
Source: RefSeq, a predicted model, not a curated record
UAAGCUGCCUUGAGCCCUUUGUAGGAAAAAGGCAGGAUAUCAAUCAAAAAAUUAAUUAAUUAAUUAAGCAUAGUCUUGAAUGCUGACUAUGUCCACAGGCCUGGGUUAACCUACAAAAAAGAGAAAGAGUAUUAGUAUUGUGCUCGACCCUGUGUGACACGGUGAAAAAAAAAAAGGAACACUAGUGCCUGGCAGUUUAUAUGGGAAGGAUUCACUACACACCUAAAAAAUCAGAUUUUUGGCCUAUAAGUUGUUGAUGAUCAAUCGAUCAAUAUGUGUUCAGUGCACACAGUUUACACAUCACUAGUAUAGAAUGCAUCCCUCUUAUUAUUCAAGCAUCUUAUAUUUAAUUAACUUUACAUCCUACUUUACCAGUAAAGAUCAUGCUAAAACCAGCUAACAUACAGAGAAAACAAUGCAAUUAAACCAUUAAACUGUCAAAAGCCCCAUUGUAAGACAUCCCUCUUUUUAUCCUUUGGCAAGCGUGUGGCUUGCAGAUCAGUAAAGAUCAAGAUAAAGCCAUUCUUGUGAAUUCAGGUUUACAUUCUAAGACAAGGCACAAAAGAUAAAAUAGUUGGGGAAGAAGAACGCCAGAUCAGCACUCAUUCUCAAAGUCACGAAACUACGACAACAACCAACUGGGAUGGAAAAGGAGCCAGAAGGAACUAGUUUUUCAGCACACUCAGUGCAGUGGCUUUGCUUCCCAGCAACCUUUCUUCUGGAUCCUCAUGGAACAGCUGCUUUUAGGGAGCAAGAGCUGGAGUGCAAGGAAACAGGGAAGCACCUCCAUGUGGACAUGGACUAAUGUCACAUCUCCAUGCUUCACAUGGAUGCCCUUCAUGGAUCAUCAGUGCCGAUCUGGAUCAUCCACAAUUUUCUGGAUUGUUCAUGCUUAACUGGGUCUUGCUUUGUUCUCUUUUGGAAGCUCAUGUGAAAAACAGAGCUAUGCUGGCACCCUGCGCUGUUGGUUUUGCUUGCAAAAUUCCAAGAACUAGGUUCCUUUUAAUUAUUACACGAUCUAAUCUAAAAAUGCAGAUCGACUCUCACCCUGCUCUAUGCAUUGACACACACACAUUCACCUGAGAAUUUGUCUGCUAUCUUUACCUGCUACAUUUGUUGCCAGAGAAUUUGUCUGCUAUCUUCACCUACUGUAUUUGUUUAAACCAUCAAGGGAAUGACCUCUGAGUAAAGAUCUGCAAUUGUGCUGAGUGUCUCAUGACUGAUGUGUACUUUAAGCUUUAGCAGGGAUAUAAAUAGUCACCAAGACCAGCAGUACAGUUCUGUUCAUGGCCACGACCCGGGACAGCAUGAAGACUUUCCUUCUACUGGUGGCUCUGGAGCUUUCUUGGGCUCAGUAUAACCCCAAUACAAAGCCCAGGACGACCUCUAUUGUCCAUCUCUUUGAGUGGCGUUGGAGUGAUAUUGCUCUGGAAUGUGAGCGUUACCUGGCACCUAAUGGAUACGGUGGUGUUCAGAUCUCUCCACCAAAUGAGAACCUGAUCAUUACAAAUCCAUGGAGACCAUGGUGGGAGAGGUACCAGCCCAUCAGCUACAAGCUGUGCUCCCGAUCUGGAAAUGAGAGUGAAUUUAAAGACAUGGUGUCCAGAUGCAACCAAGUUGGAGUACAUAUUUAUGUGGAUGCAGUAAUCAACCACAUGUGUGGAGCUGCGGCUGGGUCUGGCACCCACUCCACCUGUGGAAGCUAUUUUAAUUCAGGGACCCGAGACUUUCCUGCGGUCCCCUACUCAAGCUGGGAUUUCAAUGAUGGGAAAUGCAGAACUCCAAGUGGUGAGAUUGAAAAUUAUGAUGAUCCAUACCAGGUUCGUGACUGCCGCCUUGUUAGCCUCCUCGACCUUGCGCUAGAGAAAGACUAUGUGCGCUCCAAAGUUGCAGAGUAUAUGAACCACCUCAUUGACAUUGGAGUAGCAGGGUUUCGAAUUGAUGCGUCCAAGCAUAUGUGGCCUGGGGACAUGAAAGCGUUUUUAGACAAGCUAAAAAAUUUGAACACUGAAUGGUUUGCUGAAGGGACAAGGCCUUUCAUUUUCCAAGAGGUGAUUGAUCUGGGUGGAGAAGCAAUUCAAUCCAGCGAGUACUUUGGAAAUGGUCGGGUAACUGAAUUCAAAUAUGGUGCAAAACUAGGGACUGUCAUUCGCAAGUGGAAUAAUGAAAAGAUGAUGUAUUUGAGGAACUGGGGAGAAGGCUGGGGUUUCAUGCCUUCUGAUAAAGCCCUUGUCUUUGUUGAUAAUCAUGAUAAUCAGAGGGGACAUGGUGCUGGUGGAGCUUCCAUUUUGACUUUCUGGGAUGCCAGGCUCUAUAAAAUGGGAGUUGGUUUCAUGCUUGCUCACCCAUACGGCUUUACCCGUGUGAUGUCUAGUUUCCGCUGGCCAAGGUAUUUUGAGAAUGGAAGGGAUGUGAAUGACUGGGUUGGACCGCCAAGCAAUGAUGAUGGGUCAACUAAAGCUGUUACAAUUAAUCCAGACACUACCUGUGGCAAUGGCUGGGUCUGUGAACAUCGCUGGCGUCAAAUAAGGAACAUGGUUAUUUUCCGCAAUGUUGUGGACGGAGAGCCAUUCACCAACUGGUGGGACAAUAACAGCAAUCAAGUAGCCUUUGGACGUGGCAGCAAAGGAUUCAUUGUCUUUAAUAAUGAUGACUGGAACAUGUCUGAAACUUUGCAGACUGGCCUUCCAGCAGGCACUUACUGUGAUGUCAUCUCUGGGGACAAGGUGGGGAACGACUGCAGUGCAAUUAAAAUCGAAGUCAGUGGAGACGGCACUGCUCAUUUUCAGAUCAGCAACUCUGCCGAAGACCCGUUUGUUGCGAUCCAUGUGGAUGCCAAAUUAUAAUCCCAGCUAGGGAAGUUUCUUCCUUGAGUCCUACCUUCCUGGAUCAGAGUGACACGAAAGAAUUCAAAUGCUUUCAAAAGAAUAAAGGGUUGUAGAACUCAGG